This is a messenger RNA of Actinia tenebrosa (Australian red waratah sea anemone), 2422 nucleotides long. Its product is annotated as pleckstrin homology domain-containing family F member 2. Gene Ontology annotation, molecular function: phosphatidylinositol binding; metal ion binding. Lineage: Eukaryota; Metazoa; Cnidaria; Anthozoa; Actiniaria; Actiniidae. Gene Ontology annotation, cellular component: early endosome. The record is from RefSeq and is a predicted model, not a curated record. Gene Ontology annotation, biological process: endosome to lysosome transport; endosome organization.
UGGCAGGAAUAUUGUGAAGCGAAUGAUUUGACAUUUUUUCGGCUCAGUUCCGAUUUGCCCAAAAAAGGACAUCAGACAAGGCCCCUCCUAUUGAUCAUGUAUACCCCUAUCACGUGAUAUCACUAAGGGAAGAGGCAAAAUGGUGGACCGACUUGUUAAUUCUGAGGCCAAUUUGAGGCGCAUCAGAGGCGUUGAGGCCUGCUUUGGUAGUUCAGGCCAACCUUUGGUAGUUCCAUCAAGAGUUCUUGUUGGUGAAGGUGUAUUGACAAAAUUAUGCCGUAAGAAGCCUAAACCAAGACAGUUCUUCCUUUUUAAUGACAUUCUAGUGUAUGGAAAUAUUGUAAUCAACAAGAAAAAGUACAAUAAACAACAUCUUAUUCCCCUGGAACAAGUCAAGCUAUUGUCACUGGAGGAUGAUGGAAGUUUAAAGAAUGGCUGGCAGAUAAUUAGUACCAAGAAGUCGUUUGCUGUCUAUGCAGCUACAGCUACAGAAAAAGCAGAAUGGAUGGCUCAUAUAAACAAAUGCAUCCAAGACCUAUUUGCCAAGACUGGCAAAAAGGCAUCUGAUAACCAUGCAGCAGUGUGGGUUCCUGACAGCGAGGCAUCAACAUGUAUGCAUUGUAUGAAGAGCAAGUUCACUGCACUGAAUCGUAGGCAUCAUUGUCGAAAAUGUGGUGCAGUGGUAUGCGGUGCAUGUUCUGCCAAGAGGCUCAGCCUACCAGCCCAGUCAUCCAAACCACUGAGGGUAUGCAACACUUGCUAUCAGGCUGUAAUGUCAAAGGCAAAGAAUCCAGACAGUAAGAAGACAGAUGCUGUCCCUGCACCCUCCAAGGAAUUAAAAGGAGAUGAAGAUUCGUCUGGUGAAGAGAACAGUGAUGAGGAAGAAGCAGGUGGAGAGACAGCAGAAGUUCAACCUCCAUCUACCCCAACAUUUUAUCAAGAAAAUCCUCCGAGUGAACAGAAGCCAGCAGAAGAAGAACAUUGAUGAUCUUUAGACACCAAUAUGCCGAGAUAGAUUGUUUUACAUUCCAAUUCUACCACUAUUUGUCAUUUGUAUUCUAUUGUCCUAACACAUCCUGACCCGUCAAUGAUGAAAAAAGAAAAGAAAAGAAAAAGGGAGUGGGUAAGACAACUAGCAAAAGAACACUCGCAUUUAAUGUCCCUUUCCAUUUCUCUGCCUUUCGAUAAUUCUUCAUAUAUUUGUCAACAUAACUACUCCUCUAUGGGAUUAUUGUAAUUAAAUUCUAAUGAUUUAAUUGAUAUCCAUUAUCAAAUAGCAAAUUAUUAAUGGCAUUUAAAAGUUGUAAUUCAAGGCUGUACGCAAUGUGCUCCUAUUGCCUGAGAUGGUACAUGAUAAUUUCAGAACUUGCCAUCUUAUUAAAUUUUAACAAUAUUCAAAACUAGCGUCAUUUUAGUUAUGAAGGAAUGAAAGUUCCUUUAGAUAGUAUAUGAUGCUUAUAAAAAUCCUCUUCGCAGUCUGAUGCAGCAAAAGGAUGUAUCAGCAUUAAUUUGCGAUAUUAAUGAAAGAUGCUAUAAUUUGUUGCUGUUGAAUAUAGAAAAUGACAGACAGUUAUUUCAUUUGUUUACCACUGUAGCAUUUGCAAUAUGACCCUAAUUUUUUGGGUGCAUGUGACGUUGUAGCCGCCAUUUUGGUUGACUUUGACAAAAUCUUUGGUCUUGGUGUCUUGUCAACCAACAUGGAGGCCACGUCUUUUGGCCUUUUAUUGUCAUGGGAAGGGAUGCAUUCCACCAAUAUAUCAACCAUUCAUGUUUAUAAUGCAUCUUAAGCCGUUUUUGGAUUGUAAAGCAUAUAUUACAUGUAUGCAUGUGAUAGGGGUUUGACUAAUGGUCAUGGGAUGUGAUGAAACUAUAAAUCUACUAAUCUACUCCAAGCACUUGGAUGAGAUCAAGCAUACAAUUUACAAAUGUUAAAGUUGUCAAGGGCAAUGCCAAUAGUUGACCCCAAUAAUGCUAAAUGCAUUUUACAACAGGUGAUGUUAUUGAAUAAUGUCGUUGACCUUGACAGUUUUAAUGGCAAAGGAUUCCUCAGUUGAGUGUUUUGCUCCCUGCCCUCAUGUAAGCCAAUAGAUGCGAGGUUAACAUGAAAAAUACAAAAGAAAUCGGACAUUUUCUCGAUGGAAUUUGUGUCAUCUCUUUUGUAUUUCCAUGUUAGCCUCGUAUACAUAAGAUCAUUUUGAGAAGAGUCCAUUAGUUCGUUCUUUUGCAUUUACAUCCAUUGCAUGUCCUGUACCAUUCCUCUUCAAAUGAUCCAAGGGAUUCGAUAACUAGGUUUUGCUUUAUGUAAAAGUUAAUUCAAUUUCUCAUCUGAUGCAUACCGCUGUUUUUGAUGAGCACAGAUUCGGCCUCGUUUAUAUAUAAGUUAGCUAUUCAUAGUUACCAUUAAAAGUUUAUGGGAUCCAAA